UUGAACGCGUAUACUCACUUUUAUACCAUACAAUGAACCUGUAGACUCGAUUAAAAAGCGCUAUGGCUGAACAAGUGGCCAAUGAAGAAGAAAAAGAAAAUGCUAGAAAACGGCCUAUAGAUGGUAACAAUUGUGAAGAAGGUCCAAGCCGCCGUACUAGGGCAAGUAAAAGGAAGGUGUUUACCAUGGUUGAUGACAAUCAAACCAGUGAACAAGGCGAUGACAAUGACCAUGACAAUUACGACAACUGUGAUUAUAAAAAGGACAGUAUUUGGGAAGAAUGGAAGCAAUUCCUUGACGACCAGGAAAAUAAGGAAUAUUUAAUGCAACUGAGCUCUGAAAGGCAUAACGUGAUUUGGUGCGGGAAGCUAGUACGAUGGAGAAGCUGUCUACCUCCUGUUCUAUAUGACAAGCUAAACCAAAAAAUACCGUUAGUCACGAUGCAGGAUAUAAGCCCAUGUCUUGCUGAGAUGUCCAUCGCUAUAUUCGAUGCGGUAUGUAGUUAUCAGCAAUGGAGUUAGGAAUAAGAAAAUCUAACUCUACUAGUAUUAUAGGAAUCUAAUACUAAAAUGCAAAGCUGUAUUGACCUAUUGAGCUGUGUUAUGCUUGAUGAUCCAAUCCUCAUUGCAGAAAAAAAAAACUGAUUGUCGAUAUUUGUCGCACUUU
This is a messenger RNA of Cokeromyces recurvatus, 666 nucleotides long. RefSeq lists its product as uncharacterized. The record is from RefSeq and is a predicted model, not a curated record. The transcript is spliced from 2 exons. NCBI's taxonomy places the organism in Eukaryota, Fungi, Mucoromycota, Mucoromycetes, Mucorales, Mucoraceae. Bases 63 to 521 code for a protein of 152 amino acids.